This is a messenger RNA of Trifolium pratense (red clover), 1707 nucleotides long. RefSeq lists its product as uncharacterized. NCBI's taxonomy places the organism in Eukaryota, Viridiplantae, Streptophyta, Magnoliopsida, Fabales, Fabaceae. The transcript has 2 exons. The coding region runs from base 250 to 1692 and encodes 480 amino acids. The record is from RefSeq and is a predicted model, not a curated record.
AAGUCAAAGGUCCAUACACUGUACUCUAUGACUUCAUUCAUUCAUUCAUUUCUAUCCUUCACCCCAUUAAACUAAACUAAGGAUAAUAUCAUCAAUCAUGUCAUCACCCUCGCGAUACCGAUAGAACCGAAUUCACUCCAAAAUUACCAAACUAUCCUCGCGCCACUACCACUAACGAUGGCGUAAAACCCCACCACCACUAUCAACACUUACUCCUUUAUCGUCAAUUCCAUCACCACCACCGUCACUAUGGAAGGUGGAAACAGAGCCGAAGCUGAACGGUGGCUUUACACCGCAAACAAGCUCCUUAGCGCACGUGAUCUCCACGGCGCACGUUCGUUCGCGAUCCGUGCUCGUGAAUCCGACCCAACUUUCGACGCAUCUGAGCUUCUACUUGCUGUCAUCGACACUCUCCUCGCCGGAGAAUCCAGAAUCAACGAUCACCACACUGAUUGGUAUGGAAUCCUUCAAAUCCUUCGUUACACAACAAAUAUCGACCAUAUCGCUAAUCAGUAUCGUCGUCUUGCUCUUCUCCUUGACCCUAACCGGAACCCUUUCGCUUUCUCCGGUCACGCUUUUUCACUGGUCCACGAUGCAUGGUCUGUUCUCUCUAACCCUGCUAAGAAGGCUAUGUAUGAUAGUGAUCUAAGAUUGCACACUACUCCACCGGUUCCGGUUCAGGUUCAGGUUCAGCCGCAGCAAUCUGUGCCUCAGUAUCAGCAGCAUCAGACGCAUAAUUCUACGCCGAAGAGAAACCCUAGAUCGAGGGAGGGUGUUGCUGAGCCGAUUCGGAACCCUAACGAGUCUGCUGAGCCGGCUCGACAGACACGGACGGGGAGUGCUGCUGAAACGGAUGGUAAUGGUAAGAUUAGCUUCUGGACUUUGUGCCCUUACUGUUAUGUUUAUUAUGAGUAUCCGAAGGUGUAUGAGGAGUGUACUUUACGGUGUCAGAGUUGUAGGAGGGGGUUUCAUGCGGUGGUGAUACGUUCGCCGCCGAUGAAUGAGAUAGAAGAUUCUUCCUUUUGUACUUGGGGAUUUUUUCCAUUAGGGUUUUCUGGUGAUUCUAAGGAUGUGAACGGGGCUUCUUCUAAUUGGAACCCUGUUGCACCUUUAUUUCCAUCUUCCUUGAAAGGAUCUUCCAAUAGGAAAAAGAAUUGGGUUUACUAUGAUGAAGAGGCAACUGCGGCGUUUAUCGAUGUUUCUGAUCCGAGUGAUGAUGAUUCUGAUGAUGGGGAUUGGAGGGGUGGUAUUGGUAAGAGGAAAGGGGGGAAGAGGUCAGGGGUUAGUACUAGCAAAAAGAUUAGGAAAGAUUCUGGUAAUGCUGGUGGUAGGGAAACUGCAGAGAGACCUAGGAGGAGUGCUACUGGUGCUGCAGCUGGGAAUGGGAAUGAGAAGAAUGUUGGGGCUGUUGAUGCUGCUGGUGUGAAGGUAGAUACUAAUACUAGUAAGAAAGCUGUACCAAGUAGUUCUAGGAGGAGGGGUGCUAUAAAUUUGGAUUUGAAUGUAGAGAUCAGUAAUGAUGUGGAGGAGCCUUCCCGUCUAGUGAGUGCCCGUGAAGGGAAUGCAACUGGCAAUGCUGAGGAUGAUAUUGAAGAGAUUGGUUUUUUUGAGGGCCUCGAUGAUUUGAUCAGUAGCUUACCAUUUCUCAAUGUGGUGGGAGAUGAUAAGGUUAAGGGUCAUUGGCCAUUUUAAAAUCUAGAUGCUUUU